CGCGAUGCAGCCGCCCCAAGGACGUGGCCAACGCUCACAUCGACGUGGGCAACAACACGCUGCUCAACGCCCGCCUGCGUUACACCUGCAACCCGGGCUACAAGCGCAAAGCCGGUACGUCCAGCCUCAUCCAGUGCGUCCUCCGCGACGGCUCUGCCGAGCCCGACUGGACCCACACCACCCUGCAAUGCAUCCGGGACCCGGCUCUACCUCCGCUGACCCCCAGCCCUGAGCUCCCGACUGCGCCGCGCACCGAGAGGACAACCCAAAGGGGAACCACCGACACCAGCCCAACCUCCAGUCCCUCUCCACCACCAAUGCCUGGACUGCCAGGAGCUGCUGGCCGGUCACCGAUGCCACCAGCGACCGAUGGACCGUCACCGGAGAUGUCCACUCUGCCCCCACCACUGGAGACAUCCACACCGGGAGAGGGGACGGCCCCAGGGACACCUUUGGGGACAACCCCACUGCCCACCGCCCCCACGGACCACGCUGCAGUUUCCACCCAGACGCUGGCCUCUUCCAUUGGGCUCCCAGUGCUGCUGGUCGCCAGCAUCGUGGCUUGCUGCUGCUGGAGGAUGAAAACGCGCGCGAGGCAGGACUACGCGGUGGCGGAGACGGCCAUCCCCAUGGUGGCACCUGCCUCUGAGAACGAGGAGACGUUGCUGCCGAGCGUUUUCCCCACGGGCUGA
Pterocles gutturalis (yellow-throated sandgrouse) is the source of this 692-nucleotide messenger RNA. RefSeq names its product interleukin 15 receptor, alpha (gene IL15RA). Gene Ontology annotation, biological process: interleukin-15-mediated signaling pathway. The record is from RefSeq and is a predicted model, not a curated record. NCBI's taxonomy places the organism in Eukaryota, Metazoa, Chordata, Aves, Pterocliformes, Pteroclidae. Gene Ontology annotation, molecular function: interleukin-15 receptor activity. The transcript is spliced from 6 exons. Gene Ontology annotation, cellular component: plasma membrane. The annotation marks the transcript as partial.